AUGAGUGAAACCUGUAGCUAUUGCUUGAUUGUUACAACCGUGUUCAAGCAGCCUCGUGGUGUAAAGAUCCACCACACUCACAGGUUUAAAGAGGAAAAUAAACACAUUUUUGCUUCUUUUCUGUACCUACAUAACAUACGCUUCCCAGCAGCUGAGUGUAAGUGUCUGAUGCUGUCACCGUCACUGUACGCAAAUCUCAAACUCUCUCCCUCUCUCUCUCUCUCUCUCUCCCCGUAUCUUCUCUCGCUAUCUCCCUCCUUAUCGUCUCUCUCUCUCUCUCUCUCUCUCUCUAUUUCCCUCUCUACUCCGUACCUUUUCUCUCUCUUUCCCUCCGUACCUUCUUCCUCUUUCUAUCUCUCCCUAUCUAUCUAUCUAUCUAUCUAUCUAUCUAUCUAUCUAUCUAUCUAUCUAUCUAUCUAUCUAUUAUUAUUAUUAUUAUUAUUAUUAUUAUUAACAACUAAGAUAAGCAUAGACCUAACCUAUUUUAUCACUGUUUUCCUUAAUUUUGAACUUAUAGUCGAGGAAAAGGACACAAUCUUAGGGCGUUCUGACAUAGAACUCGCUGCUCACAAAGGUAACCUUAGUAACGAAGUGUAUUCAUCGUGUUCUUCUUCUUCUUCUUCUUCUUUUCUUCUUCUUCUUCUUCUUCUUCUUCUUCUUCCAUGUGCCAUCUUAAUCUAUCUAUCUAUCUAUCUAUCUAUCUAUCUAUCUAUCUAUCUAUCUAUCUAUCUAUCUAUCUGUGUGUGUGUGUAUUUUCAUAUCUAUCUAUCUAUCACUUUCUCUACAUUAUCUAACUAUAACUGUCUCUACAUUAUCUAUCUAUCUAUCUAUCUAUCUAUCUGUAUGUUUGUGUGUGUGUAUUUUCAUAUCUAUCUAUCUAUCUAUCUAUCUAUCUAUCUAUCUAUCUCUAACCUCUAUCUAUCUAUCUAUCUAUCUAUCUAUCUAUCUAUCUAUCUAUCUAUCUAUCUAUCUAUCUAUCUAUGUAUGUGUGUGUGUGUAUUUUCAUAUCUAUCUAUCUAUCUAUCUAUCUAUCUAUCUAUCUAUCUAUCUAUCUAUCUAUCUAUCUAUCUAUCUGUUUCACCAUGUCUACCAUAG
Messenger RNA from Acanthosepion pharaonis, 1095 nucleotides. NCBI's taxonomy places the organism in Eukaryota, Metazoa, Mollusca, Cephalopoda, Sepiida, Sepiidae. The record is from the annotation of a GenBank genome assembly.